UGGAAACUUAAAAAAAUAUGGAUAACAAUGUAUUUGAUGAAAAUUUGAAAGGAAAAGAUCCAGAGCAGAGGCGUUUGAUGGAAGAAAUAUGCAUUUUAGUUAAUGAGAAUGAUGAAAUUAUUGGAUUUGAAACAAAAAAAAAAUGCCAUUUAUUAAAAAAUAUCAAAAGAGGAAUGCUUCAUAGAGCGUUUUCAGUGUUUUUAUUCAAUGAAAAUGGACUUUUACUGCUUCAAAAACGGGCAAAUGAAAAAAUUACAUUUCCAGGAUUAUGGACAAAUACAUGUUGUUCACAUCCACUUUAUAUUCAUUUGGAGUAUGGAAGGACAUCAGAGGAAUCUAUUGAGGGAGUUAAACGUGCAGCACAACGAAAACUUUUUCACGAAUUAGGAAUUACAGCAAACCAAGUUCCAUUGGAAAAAUUUUCAUAUUUAACAAAAAUUCAAUAUUCAGCGCAAAGUGAUGAAGUCUGGGGAGAAAAUGAAAUUGAUUAUAUUUUAUUUAUUCAAGCAAAUGUUGACCUGAAACUUAAUGCAAACGAAGUAGAAACAGCACGAUAUGUUAGACAAAUUGAUCUUCGUGAAAUGUUAACUUCUAAAGAUUUUAAAUUUACACCAUGGUUUCAACUAAUUUGUCGUUCAUUCAUGUUUUUUUGGUGGGAUAAUCUUAACAAUCUUAGUGCUAUAAAAAAUCAACAUGCUAUUAUUCGAAUGUGAUUGAUUCAUCCAAUAUUUUACUAUUAUCAAAAACA
Molecule: messenger RNA, 748 nt
Organism: Pneumocystis murina B123
Lineage: Eukaryota; Fungi; Ascomycota; Pneumocystomycetes; Pneumocystales; Pneumocystaceae
Product: isopentenyl-diphosphate delta-isomerase
Exons: 5
Coding region: 18-713 (231 amino acids)
Biological process (GO): isopentenyl diphosphate biosynthetic process; isoprenoid biosynthetic process
Cellular component (GO): cytoplasm
Molecular function (GO): isopentenyl-diphosphate delta-isomerase activity
Source: RefSeq, a predicted model, not a curated record